UCAGAUGCUACUUUGGUUGUGUGAAAGCUGCUUGGUGAUUGAGUAAUAUUAGCUGUACACUGUAGUAAAAAAUAUUAGAUUACCAUAGGCUACUACUAGUGCUUCACCCAUCUCAAAAAGACACAAACUUGUUUGAGAGCCAGGUCCAUCAACACAGACAUCCGAUUCCUCUACUGACUGAAGUAUGUCUUUGUCAGGAAGAUACAGGUGCAGAGUUAGUUAAUCCAGCAGAAUUGAAAAGAGAACAUGCUGGAUCUGGCUAUCGAACUCUAGCAGAAAAUAUAAGACAUUUCCAUAAAGUGAAAGCACUUCCUAUAUUCAUAAACAUAUGCAUAUUAGAUGAUGGUGAUGGUAUUGAAAAGAGUUUGAACAAGAACAAUGGACAGCACAAAUCUUGCUACAUCAAGUUUAACAGGACCAAACUUAAAGGGACUGAGGAGAAAAAAAAAGAACUGAGUAAGCUAUGGAUCACCUUGAUGAACUGCAGAGGAAAUAUACACGUUUAAGUGAUGAACACAAAGGGCCUCCAGAAAAAGAAGUCUGCUUUAUUUGUGAAAUGAGCUUACCAUCAGAAGACCUCCAUGAAGCUUCUACUCUCAGCAUUGAUAGUCGAGUCCACAAGAGUGCACUUCAUCUGCAAAACCAGCACUUGGUUGCACUACUAAGUGGAGGGGAUUUAGAGGCCCAAGAGGCAAAGUAUCAUGCAAGAUGUUUGAUGUCUCUCUACAACAAAGCCAGGGAGAAGAAAACUGAGCAAAGCAACACAGAGAAGACAUCACGUGGGAUUGCCUUUGCUGAACUGAUAGCAUACAUUGAAGAGACAAGACUGAAUGAAGACGUGGCUCCAUUCUUUAAACUAGCAGACCUCAAAAGGCUCUAUACAGCUAGACUAGAACAGCUGGGGAUGACACUGGCAGGGCGCAUUCACAGCACUGAACUAAAAUCCCAUAUAAUUUCACAUACUCCAGAUCUCCAAGCACACAUGAUGUGCUCCUUGCCUUCAACCAGGAUAUUGGAUAUGCACGCCAAAAAGCAUGUGAGGAAGAAGCUCUUUACCUAUCCCAAACAACAACAAUUACUGAAAGGGACAUGUUUCAAAUGAAAACAGAAUUUCAUGGAUAAUAUGACCCAGGAUGCCAAGAAACAUUUGUUCCCAUGUCACUAUUGGCACUGAUGUCCGUGAUAUUGGAUGGUCCAAACAUUAAAACUCAGAGCAAGUUUCCAUUCAUCCAGCUACCUUUACUUUGGCACACCUGUUGCAGUACAACAGCAAUAUCUGUCACCAUGAAGGAACAGAAAGUUUAUACCACAACAAAGCAUGAGAAAUGCAUUUACCUAUCUAUGUUGGUUUAACACUUCAUGCACAGACAGUGAAAAAGUGAGCUACCAGAUACUUUCUUUAAGCUUGGAUUGGCCAUUUCCUAUAGCAGAGUGUUGGCCAUCUUUACCAGCAAACAGUGCAUGCCAACACUUGGAGGAUGAGAAUGUAGUCUGUCCUCUAAAGCUUUGUGAUGUAUUGUUCACUACUGUGGCCAUAGACAUCACAGACCACAAUCCCAGCCCUACCACAGCAACAGACUCCUUCCGUAGAACUAGGAUACCACUUUUUCAGCCUCCCAGUACGUAAGUGGAGGGAGAUGUCCAUGGAAUUCCCACCCCUGACUGUGAGACUGUAGUAUCAGUGAAGAAGAUUUUAUCAUCACUUUCUGAGUCUUACACAAUUGUCCCUCCAAUGAUCUUAAGAAAAUGAAUACUCCCAUCCCUGUCACAAAUGCUGAAAUCAAGACUGACUGCCUACUGAUUACCCAAGCUCUGCAAGAAGAAUGCAGGUGGCUUGAACAAAUUAGGCAAGCAGCAAGUCUGGAUAACUUCAAUGGAGAUUAAGACAUUUCCUGGGCAACUUAUCAUGCCAGCAAGCAGCCAGUGCCAGACUUCGCUCCAGUCAUCAAUGUGCUUCUUCCCGUCUUUCCAGAUGACUCCAAGUCUGUGGCAAUGAUUCAUCAUGUCAUGGAUGUGAUGAGGAAUGCUAUAUUCCACCUAAAUCCGUAUGAAGUGCCAGUGAUCACUGAGGACUAACCCCUUCUCACCAUAACCAAACAGAUACAGUGGACCUGGCCUGCUGGGUAUGGCGAGGACAAAUCUGUUAUUAUGUGGUCUUCAUCUGGAAAUGGCAAGUUUAAAUGGAGAUUGGCUAGAAGAUAGUGGACGGAUACAAGCCCUUGUUCAGGCCAAAGUGGCCUCCCUAGGAAUGGCUGACUUCUUGAAAGUGUGUCAUGUCAUACGUACUAGGCAUGCCCAUCGAGUAAUUGCCAACAGUCUGUGCAUCUUGCUCCAAAAUGCACACAUACCGUAUACCCAACAUCUUAAGGAAGAUGAGGUCCUCAUGAGGUAUAAAUGGUGUGACAAGCGAAAAUUAGAAAACCCAGUGUUCUACUUCUGGCAUACCACACUUCAUUUGGAUCUACUUGUAUUGACCUGUGUGCUGUAAAUCCACCAGGCAAACUUUGCUCUCUACAGUGAAUGCCUUGGAAAGCUCUCACCCUUGUUCUUUGUGUUAGAUCAUACUAAUUAUGCACAUUGGGUGCCUGUUCACCUUCAAGAUAAGGCACAAAAUAAUACACUGGCUUUGAGACCAACAGAAAAUGAGAACCCUGGCUCCCUCUGAUUGAGCUGCAGGUUUCUAUGGAGACAGCGUCCUGGCAACAACUCUCAGCAGCCGUUUUCUUCCCAUCUACCAGGCCUGGUGGCAGCAGGCCCCGCGGAGAGGGAGAGGACCUGGCUGCUACUAGCAGCAGGAAGGGACGGAUGGACAUCCAGGCUGUCUAGCUGCGCUCUAUGAAUCUUUGCAUACAGCUAUCCCAGAAGUAAAAACAUAUUAAAAAGCCGAGCAGAGACAUCCAGCAGAGAGGUUGCUAGGAUGCAAGGGAAGGAUGGGCAGCCAUGUCCUGCCCUAAUCCAACACUGACAUAAAUUAUUGAAAAGAAAAUGGCACAACGAAGCCCAAUCUUUCCGACACUUGCCCCUACUGAAAGACGGAUUCGAAAUAUACCACUACACAGCCAAGCUUUGACCGCGGUCCCAUUAGCAUCUGCAAGUCUCGUGGAUCAGCUAGAAGACAGAAUUCUAAGCCAUGAGAAAACAACUGCUGCCCUUGUGGAACACGCUUUUCGCAUUAAGGAGGACAUUGUUUCCACUUUGCAUAGAAUGCAGAACAAAGGGGGAGGAGAUCGGUUGGCUAGGCAACUCUUAGAAGAACACAUCCGAAACAUAACGGCAAUAGUGAGGCAGCUUAACCGGGACAUUGAGACGCUGCAGGAACAGAUACGUGUCAGGGAUAACCUCAGUUAUGGAACUAAUUCUACCUUAAAGAGCCUGGAAAUGCGGCAGUUGUCCGGUUUGGGAGAUCUUCGGGGGAGAGUUGCAAGGUGCGAUGCCGGUUUAGCCAGAUUGUCUGCAGAGCACAAAAUUACGUAUGAAAGACUUCAAAGCCUAAGCAAAGACCAACAAGCUUCUAAAAUGAUCUUGGAAUCUAAAAUCAAAGAGGCAGAAAUACAGAUUUCUUACCUUCUGAGCAGAGUAGAGCAGUCAAUAAUGCAACAAGAAGCAAAACUGAAGAUUGCCUACAAAGAGAGCAACCAACAGCUCCACCUUCUGGAUGUUAAAUUAAAAGGUGCAGUAGAGGAACUCAGCAGCCAGAUAUUGUCUGCUCGCAGCUGGUUGGAACAGGAACAUGAACGGAUUGAAAAAGAGCUUUUACAGAAAAUUGAUCAGAUUUCCUUGGCCCUUAAGGAAAAGACCGAAAUGAGUGAAAGGGCCAUAGAGAUGAGAUUCAGCCAGAUGUCAGAGAAACUUGAUAAAAUAGAAGAAAUACAAAAAAUAACCAUGGAAGAACAUGGAACAAAACAGGCUGAAGAGAAGAUAAAUAUUCGAAUCAGCAAGCUUCAGAUAGAGAUUAAUGAAGAUAUAAAAGAAAUGAAAGCUGAAGUUAAUGCUGGGUUUGCGGCUAUCUACGAGAACAUUGGGUCCCUACAGGAAGUUCUAGAAGCCAAAAUGAAACUUGACAGGGAUGAGCUACAGAAGCAGAUUCACCAAAAGAAGCAGGAAGUUCCGACAUAGGGAGAGUCGAGACCAUGACUGAUGACAAGAUUUAUUCAGAGAGAAGAGCAUUUAUGUGUCUAAAUAGGCUAUAACAUCAUUCCAAUUUGUAAUUAAGUGAAUGUACCAAAUAACAUGCUUCUGUUCCACAGGUGUGUGUUUACUGUAAGCGGUAAAUGCAAGCUUUUAAUAGCUAAGCUGAUAAAUAGUUUUUAUGGGGCAAAGCUCUAGCUCACCAUUGUCUUACUCCAGUUGAUUUCAGUGGAGUUACAGCUGUUUAAAAGUGGAGUAACACAUUGGUGAAUGUGAUGCCAAAUUUGUUAAAGGAGCCUCAGUGCUACCUCCACUUUUGUGGGUUUUGAAAUAUUAGCACUUGUACCCAUAGUUAAUUGCUCUGUUGAAAAGUCAAGCCUUAACAGGUCAAUGUCACUUUGCAAUUCACCACCUUGCCAGAUCUUUCUCCCAUUGAAGUCACUGGAAAUGUUCCCAUUAACUUCAAUGGGAGCAGAACUGGCUUCUAACAGACCAGUUUUUAAAAUCCAAUACCAUCAGAGAAUGACACCUUUGCUUCAUUAAAAUAAAUCUUGUGUGUGUGCCUGCAUGUGUGUUAACUAUAUAGUAUUAUAUUUUGUAGUUGUAGGCUAACAAUAAUCCAUUUGAGCAACACAAGCAACUUAACAUGUCGUUCGAAGUCCUUAGAUAUUGUGAUCUUUCUAAUUAAUAUCUAGAUAGGGCUGAGAUGGGGUGAAGGAUAGUGUAUACAGUAUUUUAUUGUAAGUUUUAAUAUCAGUUGUGUUCUUGUGCAUUAUUUCAUUAUGUCAGUGUAAACUUUGAGGGUUUUGCUCUCAGUGGAGAAAGUGAUCAAUCAAAUAAUUCUGGAGAACAUGAUGUAAAAAUAAGCUGCAUUUUGAUGUAUCUUCAAAUGUUUUAUGGUCUACUAGGAAUUUUUAUUGCUGAAGUAAGACAACUGACUCUUCAAAUUUAAUGUAUUUAGGUAGGUUUUAAUAAUUUAGCAUGGAUAAGUAGAUUUGAAUUAGUAUUGCAUUUACAAAAUUUCCAAAGAAUAUUUUCAUCUCUUAAUGUACUUUAUAUUACACUGGUGCUUAUUUCAAUUUCCAUAAUAGAUUACACAAUGAAAAUUAGCACCAGCACUGUGUAGUAAUCUAGAUGGGAAAACAAGUAUUUUAUAUAUUCAUUCAGGGCCUAAUCCUGCUCCCUUUAUCAUCAAGUGG
Chrysemys picta bellii (western painted turtle) is the source of this 5327-nucleotide messenger RNA. The record is from RefSeq and is a predicted model, not a curated record. Lineage: Eukaryota; Metazoa; Chordata; Testudines; Emydidae.